Messenger RNA from Clupea harengus (Atlantic herring), 2115 nucleotides. RefSeq names its product pre-B-cell leukemia homeobox 2 (gene pbx2). Lineage: Eukaryota; Metazoa; Chordata; Actinopteri; Clupeiformes; Clupeidae. Gene Ontology annotation, biological process: regulation of DNA-templated transcription. Gene Ontology annotation, cellular component: nucleus. The record is from RefSeq and is a predicted model, not a curated record. Gene Ontology annotation, molecular function: DNA binding; DNA-binding transcription factor activity, RNA polymerase II-specific. The transcript is spliced from 8 exons. The coding region runs from base 903 to 1847 and encodes 314 amino acids.
AGCAGGUUGUAGCUCAUUGCCUUUCUCCUGGUGGACAGCUAGUGAAACAAACUGUCUUUGAAAGCUGGUCCUAGUUAAGCCCACAACAAUACUUAGUUAAAACCUAUUUCUUGUGGUAAAUUGGUAGCCCUCAUUGAUGAUUAAGAUAUUGUAGUUGUAGUUCCUGUUGUGAUGUUCUUGAGUUGUGAUCAAACUAACGUUAGCUAUUGUUUACAUGGCUCGUAAGCUAAGAGUUAACUAAGGCUAGCCAGAGCUACUUACGGUGGCUGCGAUCUAGCUAAUUAGCCAGCUACCAGACGUUGAGCAUUCCACCAGUAAUAAACCAGGUGUGGUUAGCCAGCAAACAUAUUAAACACCUCUGCUAGUUAGCUCGAUAUGUUUUGUUUUCAAGUUGAUGCCAUUGCCAACAUUUAAUAACAUUCAGUGACAGUAUUGAUAAGUGCUGCACAUUUUGCUGAAAUGGUGUGGAAAGGCAUAUUAUGGCAUACAACCAUACUGUCUAUUAAGUUAUGACAGUUCAUUUGAUUUGCCAUAUCCACGAAUAGCUGUUAGCAAUUUGGUUUAGCAUUAGCUUAUAACGUUAGCCUUAUUGACUCAGCUAUCGUAGCACCCAUUCCCAGCGAAAUUCAUUCACGUUAGGCUCGUUUUAUGUUUAUGUCGUUUUAAAAGUGGAAUUGCAUAACAACAUUUUAUUAACAGACAUGUAACGUUCAAUUGGAUUAUUACCCAUUCCGUUUCAAAACAAACUAUUGUCUGAAUUUGAACUUCAAGACUAACCUUAGUCAACAACAGCACACAUACAAGCUUCCAAGCUAUCAAGCCAACCAACCAGAAGCUAGCUUGGUUGCUAGCUAAAAGAUAGAACAAAAGCACUGAGAAAACAUGCUUUGAAUUGUCAUCGAAUGAAACCUGCAUUGUUCAGUGUGUUAUGUGAGAUAAAAGAAAAAACUGGUUUGUCUAUGCGCAAUGCCCAGGAGGAGGAGCCACCAGAUCCCCAGCUUAUCCGAUUGGACAACAUGCUGCUGGCUGAAGGUGUGGCAGGCCCCGAGAAAGGGGGUGGGGCUGCUGCUGCGGUGUCCGCCGCGACCAGUUCAGGCGGGAUGUCCCCGGACAGUUCACUGGAACACUCUGAUUACAAAACCAAGUUGAGUCAGAUUCGGACUAUAUAUCACACCGAACUGGAGAAAUACGAGCAGGCUUGCAACGAGUUUACCACCCACGUGAUGAACCUGCUGCGGGAGCAGUCGCGCACGCGGCCCGUUUCUCCCCGCGAGAUCGAGCGCAUGGUGGGCAUCAUCCACCGCAAGUUCAGUGCCAUUCAGACACAGCUCAAGCAGAGCACCUGCGAGGCCGUCAUGAUCCUGCGCUCACGCUUCCUCGACGCCAGGCGCAAGCGGCGUAACUUCAGCAAGCAGGCUACAGAGGGCCUGAACGAGUACUUCUACUCACACCUGUCCAACCCGUACCCCAGCGAGGAGGCCAAGGAGGAGCUGGCCAAGUCGUGCGGGAUCACCAUCUCACAGGUGUCCAACUGGUUUGGCAACAAGAGGAUCCGUUAUAAGAAGAACAUCGGCAAGUUCCAGGAAGAGGCCAACAUCUAUGCCAUGAAGACGGCCAUCGGGGCCACGCAGCAGAGCGAGGACUCGCCGCACACCCCCAACUCCACCGGCUCAGGCUCCUUCUCCCUGUCGGGGUCCGCUGACCUCUUCCUUGGAGUGCCUCCAAUGAACGGAGCCGAACAGUCGGCCUACCACUUGGGAGCCCAGACUAACGGAACCUGGCAAGAUCAGAACACUCCGCCGUCGGCCACCCCACCCAUCAGUGACCACUCGGACAACUCCGACUGACGGAGCGGCGGCUCUCUGAACAGGCCUGCCAGGCGUCGGUCGACACACACCUGACUGAUGAUGACGGCGAUUAGACAGAACGAAUGAUGGUCACUCUUUAUCCUCCACCCCCCACCACCACACCCCCCUCCCGUUCCCUCACAUCGCAGUUUUCACCUUAUUUCUCAAGUCAGUUAACGUGCUUCUUCACUAUGUGUGUGUGUGUGUGUGUGCGAGAGAGAGGGUUUGUGUGUGUGUGUGUGUGUGUGUGUGUGUGUGUGUGUGUGUG